AUGAAAAAAUGGUUUGCAGCACCAGAUAAUUUCGACCAGCUGAUUUCGGCAUUCGUAAACCAAUAUUCGAUCUUCAUCGAAUCAGAAGUUUCGGAAGCCGAUCUCUGGAAGCUUUCUCAAGCUCCAAACGAAUCACUUCGAUCCUACGUCAAUAGAUUCAAAGAAAUCAUUGCUAAGAUCGAAAACCCUAACGAGGCAGUAGCUCUACUAGCCUUCCGAAACAACCUGUGGUACAAAUCAAAAUUCAGAGAAGAACUAAUCGUUCGACCUCCUGUAUCACUCGACGAUGCACUUCGCUGUGCGUCAACCUUUGCUACUCUCGAAGAGAAGAUCAAUCUCCUCCUAGAAAGACAUCGCAAAGAAGGAUUACCGCAACACUUUCUUUCAUUUGCGAACUCAAUUCUCAAACCCAACCCGAGUUCCGAUUUAGAGAAGUUCUGCGAACAUCACCAAAUCUACGGCCAUUCCACCGACGAAUGCCGAGUCAGAGCUAAGGAAUUAGCUAAAAAGCGGAGAGCUGAGGCAAAAAUUGAAAAAGCCAAUCAGCCCUCAUCGAACGAUAACGACAAAGCACCCCGAAAAAGGGAACGCGAGAUCGGAAUCAUCUCCCAAGAAUCACCUCUUUCACAUAAGAAGCGAUUCGACUCGACCCGGUGUUCAGAGAGCUCAGCUCACGCCGCAGCUCAAUGA
Messenger RNA from Microthlaspi erraticum, 690 nucleotides. The record is from the annotation of a GenBank genome assembly. NCBI's taxonomy places the organism in Eukaryota, Viridiplantae, Streptophyta, Magnoliopsida, Brassicales, Brassicaceae.